This is a messenger RNA of Didymosphaeria variabile, 1158 nucleotides long. RefSeq lists its product as uncharacterized. The transcript is spliced from 2 exons. Bases 1 to 1158 code for a protein of 385 amino acids. The record is from RefSeq and is a predicted model, not a curated record. Lineage: Eukaryota; Fungi; Ascomycota; Dothideomycetes; Pleosporales; Didymosphaeriaceae. Gene Ontology annotation, molecular function: oxidoreductase activity; FAD binding.
AUGGCGAGCAUGAAGAACAUAAAACUAUCAGAGGACAAGAGAAUCGCAAGCAUCGAGCCUGGAAACACAUGGUUCGAUGCGUACCACGCCCUUGAAUCAGAUAAUCUCGCGGUCAUUGGGGGCCGCGUCGCUGCCAUCGGCGUAGGAGGACUGACCCUAGGUGGAGGAAUAUCCUUCUACUCAAGUCAGUAUGGCUGGGCAUGCGACAAUGUGGCUUCCUUUGAAGUGGUGACAGCAUCCGGCGCUAUCAUCACGGCUUCGCCAACGAGCCACGCAGACUUGUACUGGAGUUUACGUGGGGGCGGUAACAACUUCGGCAUCGUGACCAGGUUCAACCUCGAGACCAUUCCGCAGAGCCUGAUGUGGGGAGGCUCACGAAUACUCCUUGAACCUCAAUUCCCCGCUGCAAUCGACGCCUUCUCCAACCUCGGCGUCAACUCACCCCAAGACGUCGCCGCGGCCCAAAUCCUCUCGUUCGUAUAUUAUCAGAAUACCAAGAGCGCGUCGGCAGACUUGCAGCACGCGAAGCCUAUUGCGAACGCCUCCAUCUUCUCUGAGUACCUCGCUAUCCCAGCUACAAGUGAUACUACGAGCGUCCGCACACUGGCCAAUCUAACCCUGGAUUUCAACAACAAGAAUCCAAACGGCUUGCGCGAAAGCUACUGGACGGCGACCUUCAAGCUAGACAGGGACUUUACGGCGUUCAUCAAAGACGUGUUCUUUGAAGAAGUCUUGUCCAUCGCUGACGCCGACGCGCUGAUACCCGCAAUCACGCUACAAGUCAUCACCAUCCCCAUGUUGCGCAACUUCGCCAAACACGGCGGUAACGCACUUGGCUUAUCGAAGGAGGACGGGCCGUUCCUCCUGAUCGAUUCGAGUACGAUGUGGGCGGAUGAGGCGGACGAUGAGCGGAUUCUAAGGACGCAUCGGAGGAUCAUUGAGAGGUCGGUGGAGGAGGCGAAGAAGAGGGGGCUCUUUGUCGAGUACAUCUACAUGAACUAUGCGAGCCAGUUCCAGGAUGUCAUCCCGAGUUAUGGGGCAGAGAACCACGCGAGGUUGAAAGCUGUGGCGAAGAAGUACGACCCCCAAGGCGUGUUUCAGGUGUUGCAGCCUGGGUACUUCAAGUUGGACGGCGUGUCGUCACGAUAUAGGGAGUGA